GGGGCUUCAAUCAUUCGGUUUCGGUCAGGCUGAAUUGCUCGUCUUCCUCUUAUACUCUGCAAUGACAUAUUCUCUGACCAAGUGAGGCGUAUCCAUUUUUACUUAUCUCGGAACAAAAACAAUGGGAGGCCCUGAUCCUGGGCGAUAUGAGCGAACAACGUUCCGGAAGAGGACGGGUACCUUGCUAAGCAAAGCACACGAGCUAGCUGCCCGUUCCGGGGCGAAUGUGUACGUUAUAAUCUAUCAUCCCCGCGCUAUAGUGGUGUAUAAUUCUGUCGGAGACGGAGUUUUGGCCUCAAUCCCAUGACGCGCUCGAGAGCGAAUACACCAGACUUCAGCGGUUAUCCUUCGCCGACAUGGAGAGAAUAAAGAACUCCAAGAACGCCAAUGAAGAAGAGUUGAAAUGUUUGCUCCAGUACUAUGAAUUCAGGUCCAAUUUACUGAGUUCCCUCUGCGAACAAAUUCAAAAAAAACGCAAGUCGCUUCCAUCGGAUGAAGCUAACCCCAAUCAUGAACGCAGCAUUUAAGAAUCUCGCGAGCCCGAGGCUCUCCAAUCCUGCGGUCCAUUUUAGUGCCGCAGUUUAAUAAUAGUCUUGGUUUCAAGGAACGGAGAUAUCACAGGGCGAUGGGGGCGCCUCUGGAAUCGUGCGCGUAAGAUAUGUGUCGUGGUUGCCUGCAACAUCUUGAUGGCAUGUACGU
Aspergillus pseudonomiae is the source of this 699-nucleotide messenger RNA. RefSeq lists its product as uncharacterized. The transcript is spliced from 2 exons. Gene Ontology annotation, molecular function: protein dimerization activity; DNA binding. Bases 122 to 307 code for a protein of 61 amino acids. NCBI's taxonomy places the organism in Eukaryota, Fungi, Ascomycota, Eurotiomycetes, Eurotiales, Aspergillaceae. The record is from RefSeq and is a predicted model, not a curated record.